UCAAACUUAACCGAAGCCCAACGACUGUAUCCUGUAAGCCAUCGCUCCGAAGCUUAUUAAAAUAAUAUUAUUAUUAUUUAUCAAACUUCGUUGAACAGUAGAUUUGUGUAUUUGUUUACUUACAGUAAACAAUUCUCAAGUUCUAUUUAAUUAGCAAGCAUCAAUAAUUAUACUAUUUUUUAUAAUUUUAAUAAUUAAUAAAUAAUGGCAAAGCAUCAUCCUGACUUAAUUUUCUGUAGAAAACAACCCGGCGUCGCUAUUGGCCGGUUGUGUGAAAAAUGCGAUGGAAAAUGCGUUAUCUGUGAUUCUUAUGUUCGACCUUGCACGUUAGUACGAAUUUGUGAUGAAUGUAAUUAUGGAUCAUACCAAGGACGAUGUGUAAUUUGUGGAGGACCUGGUGUAUCUGAUGCUUACUAUUGUAAAGAAUGCACAAUUCAAGAAAAAGAUAGAGAUGGAUGUCCAAAGAUUGUCAAUCUAGGUAGUUCGAAGACAGAUUUGUUCUAUGAAAGAAAGAAAUAUGGAUUCAAAAGAAGAUAAGAUAGUUACAAUAUAAUUAAACCUUAGACACAUACUACAUAAAUCAAAUAUCCUGAACAUCACUUCAAUUAUAAAAAAAUGAAAUUCAUCUAGUAAGUUUUGAAAUGUUGUAAAUUAUAAAAUCUAUUUUAAUAAUCAGUCCAAAAAGAAAAAAAGGAUAUAUAAAAUAAGGAAAAUAUACUGUUGACGUGAUGAAUAAAAAUAAGUCAAUUCAUUUAACAUGAUAUAUAUUUAUUUCAACAUGGACGUAAAUUUUUUGACAAUUUAAUAUUCGAUGAAUUCACAUGAUAAUUUUCUUGUUACUUACAAUUUUAAUAGAUAAUAAAAUAAUCAUAAAAUGUAAAUUACAGAAUCGAUAAAAAUUAUUUAAACGUAUUAAUAUCAUUU
Molecule: messenger RNA, 924 nt
Organism: Chelonus insularis
Lineage: Eukaryota; Metazoa; Arthropoda; Insecta; Hymenoptera; Braconidae
Gene: Phf5a
Product: PHD finger protein 5a
Exons: 3
Coding region: 205-537 (110 amino acids)
Biological process (GO): mRNA splicing, via spliceosome
Cellular component (GO): catalytic step 2 spliceosome; U12-type spliceosomal complex; U2 snRNP
Source: RefSeq, a predicted model, not a curated record